Rhizopus microsporus ATCC 52813 is the source of this 1440-nucleotide messenger RNA. RefSeq lists its product as uncharacterized. Gene Ontology annotation, molecular function: ergosterol O-acyltransferase activity. The transcript is spliced from 4 exons. Lineage: Eukaryota; Fungi; Mucoromycota; Mucoromycetes; Mucorales; Rhizopodaceae. The record is from RefSeq and is a predicted model, not a curated record. Bases 1 to 1440 code for a protein of 479 amino acids. Gene Ontology annotation, cellular component: endoplasmic reticulum membrane. Gene Ontology annotation, biological process: ergosterol metabolic process.
AUGUCGGCACCACCUAUUAAGCGAACCGUAACAGAACCAGCAUCUUUAAAAGAAAGUGAAGGCAUUAUAAAGGAUGGGCGCUCCAAAUUCUUAAAGCAACGACCACUCUUAUUCAAAGCGAGACACACACAGUUUGACUUGUCCAACCCAGAUAAUCAAAAUGAAUCCUUUAGAGGAUUCUAUACACUAUUUUGGAUAGCCAUGGGAUUUUACGUGAUACAGGCUGCUAUGAAAUGCUACGAGCAAGAAGGAAUAUUGAUUAGUUUGGGAUUUUACAGAUUAAUAUCCAAAGAUGGCCUGGCGCUUCUCAUAUCGGACCUGACGAUGGUUUCCAUGACAUUAUUUAGUGUACUCUUUUCAAAGUUAUUUUUAUGGAAUGUAUUACCUUAUGAUACCAUUGGAUUCAUCAUCCAACAUAUAGGACAAGCUUGUUUCUUAUUCUUUAAUAUUUACUGGACUUUCUGGAGAAAUUGGCCUUGGGUCCAAUCAGGCUUCUUUACCAUGCAUACGAUAGUGAUGAUGAUGAAAAUGCAUUCAUACACUACACUGAAUGGAGAUCUAUCUGUUAAACUAAAAAGACUGAAUCAACUAAAGGAAAUAGUGCCCAAUUGGGUCGCGGCUCGUAAAGGAAAAACUUACACUGAAGAAGAGACAAAGGAGUUAGAGGAGAUGGAAGUAGAAAUGUCAUUUUUAGAAGAAGAGUUGGUUCACGGAAGUACGCGCUUCCCGGAUAAUGUUACAAUCAUUAACUUUUUGGAUUACUUACUUGUUCCCAGUCUGGUCUAUUGGAUGGAAUACCCACGCACGGACAAGAUUCGUAUCUGGUACUUGUUUGAAAAAAUUGUGGCUACACUUGGAACCUUUUUGAUUCUUUAUGUUACAACCGAACGGUUCAUUAUUCCAAAGCUCUACGACCCAAAUAUUUCGGAACCUCGAGUGAUCAUUGAGCUACUCUUCCCCUUCCUGAUCAACUACCUUCUUAUAUUCUAUAUCAUCUUUGAAUGUAUUUUAAAUGCCUUUGCCGAAUUGAGCAGGUUUGCUGAUAGAAACUUUUAUGAUGAUUGGUGGAAUAGUAUGACUUAUGAUGAAUUUGCUCGUAAAUGGAAUAAGCCUGUUCAUCAAUGGUUGCUUCGACAUGUUUAUUCACACUCAAUUGAAUCCUAUAAACUAUCAAAGACGAAUGCCACCUUUGUAACCUUUUUGUUUUCAUCCUGCUUUCAUGAGCUUAUCCUGAUUAUUGUUACUCAAAAGAUUCGUUUGUACAUGCUGAUCAUUCAAAUGUUUCAAUUGCCGUUGAUUAUUAUUGGUCGAUUACCUAUAUUCAAAAAUCGUUUCUGGUUAGGUAACUCUUUCUUUUGGUUAAGUAUGAUGGUUGGUACUCCACUACUAGGCAUCCUGUACUGUCGUGAAGCAAUCUGGGCUACUUGGCAUCAUGGUUAA